AUGACAUUUGUUGCAACUAACAGGAUGGAGUGGCUGUUCCAGCGAUGCCAUAAAGAGGCUGUUUUCCACUCUGUCUUUCGGUCGGUUCUGUUCAUGUCAUGUUUGCUUUUGGUCCUGUCCGUGUCCAUGUAUCCUGGGUUGUGGUACCUUGGGGUCCAGCUGCAUUCUGCCGUCACAGGGAGCUAUGUACAUGGCCACCACUCUGUCCUUCUCAUCAACAAUCCCAAUGAACAGACAGCCAAGGACAUUGGCAGGGCAAUCAUGAAAAGACGGCUGGCUGCCAGUAUUAACAUUCUCGCCAGGACCUCCACAAUGUAUUAUUGGAAAGGUGAAAUCCAGGAUGCAAGUGAAAUUCUGAUGCUGGUGAAAACAAAGACAUCCAGGAUCCAGCAAGUCAUAGAUUAUGUGAGGUCUGUCCACCCCUAUGCAAAUCCAGAAGUCCUUAGCUUCCCAGUGGGGGACGGCAGCCUGGCUUACAUGAAGUGGAUGGAUGAAGCUAUUCCAGAUGACUGAUACAUCAUUAUAUCAAAGUCUAUCUCAGCAGGGAUUGCAGCCGAGCGAGGAAACCGAGCCAUGUGUACAGGCUGCUGUUUGAAGGCUUUGGAUCGAAGAGUUCAGAAAGUACUCUGCUGAACAAUAGUUCAAUACAUGACAUUUACACUAUUUUGUUGCUCUGACCUUUUCACUGUAAAUUCCACCAUGUACUGUGGAGAUUUAGAGCUUUAUAUCACAGCCAUAGAAAAUACUUCUUUCUGAUUGGUUGGUUGGAAGGCUUCAGUUAAAAUUGUUUAACCCUUGUGUAGUCUUAACAUUCUGUAUACUCCCCUUGUCCUAAGGGUCAAAAACUGACCCGCCUUCACAAAACCCCUAAAGUAACAACCUGUCACUCAUCACAAACUUUGUGUUUUCCCUCUUCAUAGUGCGGAAGGACUGCAUUUAAUCAGUGGACACCAUUCAUUUUAAUUACAACACAGCACACCGGUCAUCAUUGUUUUCUUUACUAAAGUAGAGGUUUAUUAUUAUUGUUGUUGCUAAAGUUACUGCAAAGGUGUAAACAUUAAUUUUUUAGCAAGAGAUAGUACUUAUAUAGCCUAAGAAAGUAGCAGACAUAUGCAGAAAGUAUAUUUGAAUGCAUUUUAUUGAAGCAAAACAACAGUCUUGAACUUUUUUGGCAACAUAGUGAUAUUUUCCUAUAUUCUCUACAAUGAGGAAUUACUAGCACUUUUCUCCCAUUUUUGAACCAUUGCCCCCACCCACAAGGUGUAUAAACAACAACAAUAGAUAAGAAUAAGAUAAAAGAUAUAAAACAAAAACGUGAAGAGCAUAAAUGGUGGAUCAGGACAAGAUUCAGCCCCCUGAACAGCUUUCAAAAGCGCUGCAGAGGUUGCUGUGGGAUGUGCUCCCUUCUUUGAAUGUGUGGGGUUACAAGUGCUUUUCCCAGCUGCUCCAGGAACACCAUCCUCUUGUUCCGCUUUUCAGGU
This is a messenger RNA of Thunnus maccoyii (southern bluefin tuna), 1481 nucleotides long. RefSeq names its product protein CutA homolog. Bases 1 to 513 code for a protein of 170 amino acids. The record is from RefSeq and is a predicted model, not a curated record. Gene Ontology annotation, biological process: response to metal ion. Gene Ontology annotation, molecular function: copper ion binding. Lineage: Eukaryota; Metazoa; Chordata; Actinopteri; Scombriformes; Scombridae. The transcript has 6 exons.